This is a messenger RNA of Sodiomyces alkalinus F11, 1990 nucleotides long. RefSeq names its product phenylacetone monooxygenase. The record is from RefSeq and is a predicted model, not a curated record. Bases 41 to 1990 code for a protein of 649 amino acids. Lineage: Eukaryota; Fungi; Ascomycota; Sordariomycetes; Glomerellales; Plectosphaerellaceae. The transcript has 3 exons.
AUAUAGACCCAACCAAGAAGGAUCUCGCGGGUGAACAACCAUGUCUCCCCAAGCACUGCCGAAUCUCUCCCGUCAUACCGAUGUCAGCAGGAAUUUUGCCAGCUUCAUUUCCUGUCGAGCAACGGACGAUGGCGUCUAUUCUAUUCAGGAAGUGCCUUUCGGUACUCCUAGGUAUCUCCGCAUCAUUACCAUUGGUGCCGGGGCAAGCGGCCUCAACAUGAUCCGCACGCUUCGCAACACGCUCCCAACCUCGUCCUUCGAGCAUGUUGUGUACGAGAAGAAUGCCGAAGUCGGAGGCACCUGGUUUGAGAAUCGCUAUCCUGGGUGCAAAUGCGACGUGCCGUCUCAUAACUAUCAGUUCUCCUGGCGCAAGAACCCCGAAUGGUCUUCCUUCUUUGCCCCAGCUGCCGAGAUUGAGGCUUAUCUUUGCAAGCUCUGCGACGACGAAUGCAUGCGCCCCUCCAUCAAACUGUCACACACAAUCGUGGGCGCUCGGUGGUCGGAGGCCACAUCCCGGUGGCAACUGAAGGUUCACGAUCAUGAGAUGGACGUAGUCUUCAACGAUCACGCCGAUUUUCUCAUAGACGCCACCGGUAUCCUCAACAAAUACGAGCAACAAAAGGGGGGAGACGAAACAAGAGAGCCAGGCCACUCGCCCUCGCAGAUACAUAUGGCUGAUACGGCGUGUUCUGUAAACAGCAAAUGGAAAUGGCCCGACAUCCCUGGAGUCGAGGAUUUCGAGGGCACCUUGAUUCACACUGCGGCCUGGCCCAGUAGCUUCAGUUACAAAGACAAGACUGUGGCCGUCAUCGGAAAUGGAGCCUCUGGGGUCCAAGUCCUCCCAGCCAUCAGGCCUCAUGUCAGGAGACUCUACCACCAUAUACGUGCUCCGACGGCCAUCAUCCCUCCUCGAGUAGCCACCAUAAGAACGGGGCCCUCGGCACAUAUUAUUGACGGAAUCGAGCUCGACGAGAACGAAAAGUUCACACAGGCUCAAAUAAAACGGUUCAUAUCUGACCCUGUCUUCUAUGAACAGUUCUCGCGGUCCCUUGAACCUGACUCCAAUGGAAAGUUCUUCAUAAGCCUCCUGAAAGACAGCCCCCAGCAGAAAUGGGCGGCGAGUAAGGUUCGAGAGUUCAUGACGACCAUGCUGAAGGGCGACCCGGUCCUCUGCAAGGCCAUGAUUCCCGACUUCCCCCUUGGCUGUCGCCGUCUGACCCCCGCGCCAGGCUACCUCGAGUCGUUCCACGACCCAAAAGUCUCACUGGUAACAACGCCAAUCACGAGGGCUGUCCCCAACGGCAUCGAGCUUGCCGACGGCAAUAUUAUUGAGGUUGAAGCCAUCAUCUGCGCCACUGGUUUCGACUCGUCUUUCAGGCCUGCCUUCCCCCUCGUGGGCAGGAACGGUAACCUGCAGGAUAUCUGGGCUCAGGAGACGCCCAAGUCGUACAUGUCUCUAGCCAUCGCCGGUCUGCCCAACUAUUUCAGUGAGUUUAGAGUGCCCCAUAUGAUACUCGAAGACGCAUCUCAUUUCCCGCGCCUUUCCUUCCCAGAAUUUCUCGGCCCUGGCGCCCCUAUAGCCCAUGGAGAUGUCUUUACACUCUCCGAGCAUAUUGCAACGUAUAUUGCCAACGUCAUUCUCAAGGCUCAGACCGAGGGGAUACGCUCCAUCGUGCCGGCCCAGGCAGCCGUUGAUGAUUAUGCCGCCCACGUCGCGGCUUUUAUGCCCCGCACCGCCUUCUCAGGGGCUUGCCGUAGCUGGUAUAAGCAAGGCACCCUUGGUUCGAAGGCCCCGGUCAUCGGACUUCACCCUGGCAGCCGGAUGCACUUCAUUACCAUGCUCUGGAGGUUUCGCGGUGAAGACUGGGAGUACACUCGAGUCGGCGAGGAGCAGGGUAUCAGGGGCAAGGCGAACAGAUUCGCCUACUUGGGGAAUGGAUUCACAGCGGAGGAGAUGGAGAUGCUCACAUUGGCCACAGCUGCCAACUGA